This is a messenger RNA of Pleuronectes platessa (European plaice), 653 nucleotides long. It is a transcript of the gene max, whose product is annotated as myc associated factor X. Bases 133 to 648 code for a protein of 171 amino acids. Gene Ontology annotation, molecular function: protein dimerization activity; DNA-binding transcription factor activity. The transcript has 5 exons. The record is from RefSeq and is a predicted model, not a curated record. Gene Ontology annotation, biological process: positive regulation of transcription by RNA polymerase II. Gene Ontology annotation, cellular component: RNA polymerase II transcription regulator complex. NCBI's taxonomy places the organism in Eukaryota, Metazoa, Chordata, Actinopteri, Pleuronectiformes, Pleuronectidae.
CGUCGGGAGCCUCGUCCAAACAGAUCGCGAGCUGUUAGCAGUCUGUCCGCCGCAGCGCCGCUCGGUGCUCCACCGCUUCAUGUUGUGUUCUCAGCCCCGCGUCCCCUACACGCCCAACACUCGCCUCGAAGAAUGAGCGACAACGACGACAUCGAGGUCGACAGUGACGAAGACUCACCGAGGUAUCACUGUGUGGCAGACAAACGGGCACACCACAAUGCGCUGGAGCGCAAGCGUAGGGAUCACAUCAAAGAUAGCUUCCACAGCCUGAGGGACUCUGUGCCCGCGCUCCAGGGCGAGAAGGUUGGUAACCCUCAAACGCAGUCGUCCAAACAGGCGUCUCGAGCUCAGAUCCUAGACAAAGCCACAGAGUACAUCCAGUACAUGAGGCGAAAAAAUCACACGCACCAGCAGGACAUCGACGACCUGAAGAGGCAGAAUGCUCUGCUAGAGCAGCAAGUGCGUGCUCUGGAGAAGGUGAAGGGCUCUGCCCAGCUCCAGGCCAGCUACUCCUCGUCCGACAGCAGCCUGUACACCAACCCCAAGGGCAGCGCCGUGUCGGCCUUCGACGGAGGCUCCGACUCCAGCUCCGAGUCGGAGCCGGAGGAGCCGCCCAACAGGAAGAAGCUGCGUGUGGAGGCCAGCUAGGAAGC